Molecule: messenger RNA, 1650 nt
Organism: Fomitopsis serialis
Lineage: Eukaryota; Fungi; Basidiomycota; Agaricomycetes; Polyporales; Fomitopsidaceae
Exons: 9
Coding region: 367-1395 (342 amino acids)
Source: RefSeq, a predicted model, not a curated record
UUCGAGCCAGUCUGCUCUUUACACCAGGUGGCGGUGCAGUGGAAAACCUGCCUUCAUACUGGCCGUCUGUCGAACGGCAGGGGCCGCUUCUGGUCUGCUAUUAUUGAUGGCCCAACCGCGUCAACGCCUUCUCGUGCCGCAGUUUCUUUGCGGCGCCGUUUUGGGCGAUAUGCCCUGACAGAACCGCGUCUCCCUCUCUGAUCCUGCACAUUCGCGGAUCUCGUCAAUCUUGAGGAGACCAGGGCAUCUGCAGAUUCCCAGGCGCACGGUUACCCUCUCCAUAACUUUAUAUGGUCGACAUCGCACACACACCCGCCAUGCGUAACCCCCCCGCUCUCCUGGGCUACCGUCGACUUCCCCUCCACCAUGGUUGCAGAACUGAGUGUCAUCUCCGUCAACCUGGCCACUGCGUGCAUGGAGAGCUUCCUCUAUGGCAUCUUCUGCAUCCUCUCCGGCACCUCCACCUACCUCCUUCUCCGCCGUGGACAUGAGCAAAGCCAGAUGAGUGCAGGCGUGAGCCACCGGCCAAUGUGGCGGACACCCAUGUUUAUAGCUGGGUGUUUGAUAGCUGUAACAGUCACAGGUCACUGGAUAUUGACCGUUGUGCGCGUCUUUGACGCGUUCGUCAACUAUCUGGGCGGCACAGAGCCGCUCAUUGCUUUUGCGGACCUUUCGAGGAUGUCGGAGGUCGUCAAAACUGCCUUCCUGGUCAUGACCAUUCUCGUUUCCGACGCGAUGAUCAUUUACCGGUUGUACAUUGUCUGGAGCUACAACAAGUUUAUCAUCAUCUUCCCUCUGAUGACAUGGUGCGGGUUGAUUGCCUGCGGCACUGGUGUAUGUUGGCAAUUCGCAGUGUAUACCCUGGGGGAGGACGUUUUUGAGACAUCAGCUGGCCGGUGGAUCACAAGCGACUGCGUCUUCACCUUCACCACGAACGUCUACUGCUCCUUGCUGAUCGCAUACCGCGUCUGGCGUACGCGAAUCACCUCUCAGGCCUAUGGCGGCGCAAACAUCAUGGGUGCACUCGCGAUCAUCAUCGAGUCCGCCGCCCUCCAAUCGAGCUGGAACCUUAUCUUCUUCGUGACCUACCAAGCGAAGAGCAACAUCCAGUUCACGACGUGCGACCUCUGGGCGCCGAUCUGCGGGAUCUCGCUCACGCUGAUCAACCUGCGCGUCGCGCUCGGCUGGGCGCAGAAGGCGCACCAGUCCGCGUCGUCCGGCGUCCCGCGCGUGACCGCCGUCUCGCAGGCACGCUCGUACGCGUCCACCGCGGAACAGGGCUUCGCGAUGCGCCCGCUCGCGGUGAACAUCACCCGCGUCGUCAACCAGGAGGACGACUUUGGCGGCAUGAAGAAGGCGGACUACUCCAGCCAGGGCAGCAUCCUCCCGGUAUGAUCGUGGGCCGUACCGCGGGCUGAGAUGGGGCGUCCGGGGGACUUAGAUCGACGCCGCGGCGCGGCCGCGCGCGGGCACCUGAGGGACUUUCGCGGAUUUAUGGGAGGCUGCGCGGCCGUGCUGUUGUAUUAAUUAUACUCGCUCGCGGGAUAGACCUGGCCGGGCCCGACUUAAUGGUUGCCGUUCGUUCCCUCUCACUUAUCUCGUGUGUGGUCAUAUAUGUACAUGUUCGCGGGAUGCAGUCGCUCGUUUCAG